UCUUCCGGGUCGCGGCCUCGAGGUGCCCACGGUUGUUAUGGAAACCGCGUGCAUGGCGGUGCCUAGACAGGUGUCCAACCGCAGUGUGCUGCGCGAGGAGGCGGGAGGUUCCGUGGACUCGUCGGUCACUGCGCGGACGCCCGUGCCCCCAGUGUCGCCCGGGUCCCUAGAAAGGCUUGUGUCGCCCGCACAGGUCACCGAGUCGCCGGGGAAGAGCCUGUGGGAGCAGAUCUGCGAGGAGUAUGAAGCUGAGAUACCUACCCUUCCAGAAGGAUAUAAAGUGAAGCAGGAGGCCGCCGUUACAGUGAGCUCGGUCACACCAUUGGAGGAACUGGUUCCUCAUGGCUUCAACAUGGAGCACUACUUCCCAGUGCACUCAUUCCCGGUGGUGCCUCCUGUGCCUUGUCCCCCCAAGAAGACAGAGACGGUGGAGCCCAAGACCUGUUCCCCCAAAGAUUAUCUGGAAAUGUUCAUCUUUCCAGUUCUGCUCCCUGGAAUGGCCAACCUGCUUCACCAAGCAAAGAGAGAAAAGUGUUUUGAGAGGAAGAGAACCAAGUUCAUUGCCUGCGACUUCCUGACUGAGUGGCUGUACAACCAGAAUCCAAAGAGGGCAGGGGAGCCGUUCACGGAAUUCUUCUCCAUUCCGUUUGUAGAGGAACGGCUCAGGCACCACCCCCGGCCACCAAUCCCCCUGUCCCUGUUACUGACAGAAGAAGAAGCAGCAAUCAUCAUCCAGUCCUUCUGGAGAGCCUAUCUGCUCCCGGCCACCACCACCAGCCCUGCUCUCCAUGUUCAUGAAUUUCACUAUUACAGGAACCUUAUUGUGAUGGUUCGCUGUGACCCUGAGAUUCAGGAGCUGCGGCAGUGGCAGAAGAAGCUUCGUGAGGACAAGCACAUCCGCCAGCGUGUGAAGAUCUUCUGGGCUAAGCAAGAGCAGAAACUGAAAUGUAAAAUGGAUGAUGAGGAAGUGCCUGCUGCCUCUGCGCCACCUCCUUAACGGAUGCCAGUCACUCCACGCCCAAACUGCACAUUCCCUUAGUGUGGUGGACACAGAACCUUUUGCACACAGGCUGGGUUUGUUGCAGAUGAGCUUAAGCGCAGUUUAGGAAAGUGUCCCUUAGCUUCUUGCCUUACCCCAAAUGCUACUUUUCCAUCUGCUUCUCUACUGUGUUAGGAGUGCCCUUCUGAGCUGCCACAGCAGUUGACAUGGCUAGUCCUUGUCACCAGUUUUCCCACUUUCGCCAGGGCCCGUAUUUUAAUUUAUCUCAGAUCUCUGAGUUAGUUCUGUCUUGGUUUUGUCGAAUUAUUAACACGAGGCAAGGCUUGAGAACUGAGCUGUGUUUCCAGCUCAGGAAGAGAUAGUCUUUGCAAAUGAUUUCCAUCAUCAAAGACCCAGAAGUGUUAUGGCAGCGUCCUAUUAACUUAAUGGUCCUCAUCUGUCUGUGGCCGCUGCUCAACAGGAUUCUCUCAUUUGAAAGGCCCCAGACACAGGAAAGCCUCCUUGGUAGUAUUGGACUGUUUGACAAGCUACCACACAUCUUAGGUAAAUAGUAAAGCCUUUAUUUUCUUGUUAAGAACAGCAUUUUGAAAAUAAAACCUAUCUGCCCAUGCUUAA
Messenger RNA from Onychomys torridus (southern grasshopper mouse), 1615 nucleotides. RefSeq names its product IQ motif containing K (gene Iqck). Gene Ontology annotation, molecular function: protein binding. The record is from RefSeq and is a predicted model, not a curated record. Bases 38 to 997 code for a protein of 319 amino acids. NCBI's taxonomy places the organism in Eukaryota, Metazoa, Chordata, Mammalia, Rodentia, Cricetidae. The transcript is spliced from 10 exons.